CACAAACAACAACUUCACACGCUUUUGCAAACCAGCUGCCUCAUCCUCACCAUCGACAGUGAGGAAGUCAACGACUGAACAAAUAAACCACCUACACAGCACACACACUCAACGACACGAUGGGUCUCAAGGGUGUCCAUUUCGGAGGCGGCAACAUCGGCCGUGGCUUCGUCGCCGAGUUCCUUCACAACUCCGGCUUCGAGGUCGUCUUCGUCGAUGUGAUGGACAGCAUCAUCAACAAGCUUCAGGAGACCAAGAGCUAUGAGGUCACUGAGAUUGGCCCAGAUGGCGAGUCGAAGUUCACUAUCGACAACUACCGCGCCAUCAACUCCAAGUACAACAUGGAGGACGUUAUUCAAGAGAUUGCAACUGCCGAUACCGUCACUUGUGCUGUCGGCCCAAACAUCCUCAAGUUCAUCGCCGAGCCAAUUGCCAAGGGCAUUGAAGCUCGGAAGGACUCCAAGCCACUCGCAGUCAUUGCCUGCGAGAACGCCAUCGGUGCCACCGACACUCUCCGUGGCUUCAUCGAGGGCAAGCUCACCGACUCAUCUGCGCUCAGCAAGGCUCGGUUCGCCAAUUCGGCUAUUGACCGAAUUGUGCCAAUCCAGGAUGACGGCGCAGGUCUGAACGUCAAGAUCGAGAAGUUCUACGAGUGGUGCGUCGAGGAGAAGCCAUUCGAGGGCAGCCCACCACCAAUCAAGGGUGUCCACUACGUCGAAGACCUUCAGCCAUACAUUGAGCGUAAGCUCUUCACCGUCAACACUGGUCACGCAACCGCCGCCUACUACGGCUACCAGUCAGGCAAGAAGUUCAUCCACGAGGUGCUUCAGGACAAGAAGCUCCACGACAUCGUGCAGAAUACCCUCAAGGAGACUGCCCACCUCAUCUGCACCAAGCAUGCUCACAUCUCCAAGCAAGAGCAGGAUAAGUAUGUCCAGCAAAUCGUCACUCGCAUCAGCAACCCUGUGCUGAAGGACAACGUCGAGCGUGUCGGCCGUGCGCCACUUCGCAAGCUUUCUCGCAAGGAGCGCUUCAUCGGCCCAGCCGCUCACCUCGCUGAGCAGGGCGAUCCCGUCGACAACCUUCUCGGAGGCAUCGAGCAGGCUCUUCGCUUCCAGAACGUCGAGGGUGACGACGAGUCGGUGGAAUUGGCGAAGAUCCUCAAGGAGAACGACGCCAAGACCGCUACGCAGAAGAUCACUGGCCUCGAAGAGAGCCACCCACUCUUCGCCAAGGUGCAGGAGAAGGUGGCUCUUGUGCAGGGUGCUUGAGUUUGAGCGUCAAAUCCUCCGCGACAGACCAAGGGGCCGAGCAUGUGCAUUGAAAACCGGCAUGGUAGAAGGCUGCAAUAGAUACGAGCUAUGAGACACGAAGUACUGAUAAAAGUUGAUUCUAUAGCACUGGUUGCCAAUGGAAUGAGUGAUUGAGACUGCCUUUUGUAAUGGUUGUCAUUUUCCG
Pseudocercospora fijiensis CIRAD86 is the source of this 1458-nucleotide messenger RNA. RefSeq lists its product as uncharacterized. Gene Ontology annotation, cellular component: cytosol. The transcript has 3 exons. The record is from RefSeq and is a predicted model, not a curated record. Lineage: Eukaryota; Fungi; Ascomycota; Dothideomycetes; Mycosphaerellales; Mycosphaerellaceae. Gene Ontology annotation, biological process: mannitol catabolic process. Bases 120 to 1271 code for a protein of 383 amino acids. Gene Ontology annotation, molecular function: mannitol-1-phosphate 5-dehydrogenase activity.